AUGAAACAACAUCUUGCAGGAAAGUCUGGUGAGGUUGGGCCACGUAAGAAAGUUCCAGGUGAUGUUCGGUAUCGAAUGGAAGAGGCUUUGAAAGCAAUUAUUGAGAAAAAUAAACGAAGUGAGGAAUCUAAUCCCUUUGGUCGAGCUGUUUUCAAAUUUGAGGAUGAUGCUGAAAUUGAAGAAAUAAUUCCACAACACAAUAAGGGCAUCUUAAUUAAUGAAGGUGGUGGUAGUAGGCAUAAAAGCUCUCAACCAACUAUCAAAAGUGCCCUUGCAACUAAAGAAGCUGUACAUAGGGCACAUAGGAUUGUGGCAAAAUUUUUGUAUGAUACAUGUGCUCCAAUGAAUGUUGUCAAUUCCAUAUAUUUUCAGCCUGUGUUUGAUGUUGCAAUCACCAUUGGUCCAGGAUAUAAAGUUCCUACCUACUGUGAAGUUCAAGUUCCUCUAUUGAAUGACCCAAAUAAAGAGCUUCAAUUGUUUAUUGACUCUGUAAAGAAUACUUGGGCUAAUACUAGGUGUACAAUUGUGGGUGAUGGUUGGAUUGAUGGUAGACAUAGAACUCUCAUUAAUUUUCUUCUCUAUUGCCCUAGAGGAAUCACUUUUGUUAAAUAUGUCGAUGCCUUUGAUGUUGUAAAAGAUGCUCAUCUUCUUUUUAAAUUGUUUAAAGAAAUUAUUGAGUGUGUGGGAGCAAGCAAUAUUGUGCACAUGGUGACAGCUAAUAGGGCAAAUUAUGUUGCUGCUAAAAGGCUUGUUAGUCAAACUUACAAGAAUAUUAAUUGGUCUCCUUGUGCAGCACAUUGUUUGAACUUAGUGUUAAGUGACAUUUCCAAGUUGAAUCAUGUGAAAGAGCUUGCCUUCAGAGCAUCAAGUGUGACAAGAUUUAUUUACAAUCGCCUAUGGUUGAUAGCUUGGUUGAGGAAAAGGAAAGGAUGGACUGAAAUUGUGCACCCAGGAGUAACCUGUUUUGCCACUACUUUUAUUGCAUUGCAUAGUAUUCAAAAACAUAUACAUGAUUUGAAAGCCUUAGUGACAAGUAAUGAUUUUGUCUGUAACACCCCCAAAAAUUUACAACACCAUUAA
This is a messenger RNA of Camellia sinensis, 1080 nucleotides long. Lineage: Eukaryota; Viridiplantae; Streptophyta; Magnoliopsida; Ericales; Theaceae. The record is from RefSeq and is a predicted model, not a curated record.